Neurospora tetraspora is the source of this 1713-nucleotide messenger RNA. Its product is annotated as protein-tyrosine phosphatase-like protein. Bases 1 to 1713 code for a protein of 570 amino acids. Gene Ontology annotation, biological process: protein dephosphorylation. NCBI's taxonomy places the organism in Eukaryota, Fungi, Ascomycota, Sordariomycetes, Sordariales, Sordariaceae. The transcript has 2 exons. The record is from RefSeq and is a predicted model, not a curated record. Gene Ontology annotation, molecular function: protein tyrosine phosphatase activity.
AUGGACCACUUUCCGCGACUACGCCCGCAUCGGCGCAAAAGAGACAUCACCGCUCCCAGUUUGAUCACCACGCCCACCACCACCAAGUCAGAUAAUACUUCUGAGAAGACCGAGUCUCCUUCGGCUGAACUACACACUCGCACCGCUGCUCCUUUGCUACGCCCAGUCCGUAAGCUCAGUCCCUUUCGAGUAUUUUCACGUUCUUCCAAGAGAGCCCGCGAAUCCUCUCCCGGUUCGCACAAACAGACACCGACUGCCGCCGCCGUUAUGGCCCCCAACGGUACCGCAGACCAUCCUGCUUCGCCGGCCGAGAGCAAGACGUCUUUAGGGCAACAAGUCAAGAAGGGGGACCGGCCCAAGAUCCCUUCUUUCCUGGAACUCAAUGAAAAUGAAAUCGAAAACAAGUUCCAAGAGAUCAUCUGGCUCGAGCGCAAGCGCAUCCUAGAAGCGACACAGAACCCCUCUCGAGAUUUCCGCUGGGCCCGCGUAAUGGGACCACACCUUCGACAGCUCGACAGAUACGGCAACAUACAACCCUGGCACAAUAACCGAAUCAAGCUUCAGGUGCCUGAGGGCAAGAUCGACUACAUCAAUGCCUCGCCCAUUGUCCUGAACCCGACGGUUCUCACCACGGCCGAUGGGGAGACGAGUAACACACAAGAGCCGGAUCGCUACAUCGCCAUGCAGGGCCCUAAACGGUGUACAACCGACCAUGUAUGGCGCAUGGCAGUUGAGCAGCUCGAGAGCCCCGGCGUGAUCGUCAUGUUGACCGAGACCCACGAGGGCGACUAUGAGAAAUGUUAUCAGUACUUUCCCCGGACGCCGGAGGAUCCUCCACUGGAAAUCAACGAGCGGGACGAGUUCGGCGAUGGCUUCCGCGCCACAGUUCGGUGCACAGGGAUCGAGGAUACACCGGCCGGCGAUGCCAUUGAGCUUCGCAAGAUGGUGAUUCGUGUGCACAAGCCGGUUCCCAGGAAGAGCGUAGACAGCAAGAGCAACGGAUCCCAGAGCAAGAGGCAAACCCCAGAACCGGAAAGCGCAACCACCGAGGAACCCAAUAUCACGUCGCCUUUGACCCAGAUGGCAAAGGAGACGGAAGCAAACCUCACGAUCAGCGAACCAGAAGAGACGGUGGGCCGGAACUCUGGAGAGGAGGAAGUCGAAGAGCGCAUUGUGUGGCACUUCCUCUACAAGAAGUGGCCCGACUUUGGCGUCCCGGAUUUCGCCGAUCUCGACAGCUUCUUUAUGCUCAUGGGCCUAUCUCGAGAGAAGAAUGCCGGCCCCCACAACCCUCGCAUCGUCCACUGCAGCGCGGGCGUUGGCCGCAGCGGUACCUUCAUAGCGCUGGAGCACCUCAUGCGGGAGCUGGACGCGGGAGUGUUGGAGAACUGGGACGAGCGCACCGCUGGCGGCGAGUCCGAGUCGCCUUCUGCAAGGACGUCGCAGGAGGAAGUCAUGUCACCCACCAGCAGCACAAUGGGCGGAGAGGAUAACGACUUGAUUUUCCAGGUGGUCAAUCAGCUCAGAGAGCAGCGGAAGACCAUGGUGCAGGCCGAGAGCCAGUACCUGUUUAUUUACCAGGUCAUGCGUAAGCUGUGGCUGGACAAGUACGGAGGUGAUGGUGAUGACUCGAGCUCGGGAGAGAGGGCGGCCAAGAGGCUGGAGGUUGAUCCUGGUGAUCCCUUCUAUGUGAAUGGGUACUCGAAGAAGUAG